UGGUAUUCACCAAGAAGCUACAAUGCCGUGAAACUCAGUCAUUGGCUGUAGCAGCAAGUCUUGAAUGACUACCUUUUUCUAUAUUUAUAUAUUUAAUGUUAUCACAUGCCUACAAAUACUACCUGCCAAUGCGUUUUAAAAACCCAGAGCAAUCACGAGGGUCCGUCCGUCAUAUCAGCUAGAGUAGAGACUUCGUAAAAGAUGGCGACUCUUCCCAAUGGAACUUCUGAGUUUAACAUCCCCAACAUAAAGUUCACUAAGCUGUUCAUCAAUGGAGAUUUUGUUGAUGCUGUUUCAGGCAAAACAUUCGAGACAAUAGAUCCAAGAACAGGAGAGGUGAUAGCCAGGAUUGCUGAAGGAGAUAAGAAGGAUGUUGAUCUUGCAGUCAAGGCUGCUCGCUAUGCCUUUGAUUAUGGUCCUUGGCCACGUUUGUCUGGCUUUGAAAGAGGAAGGAUAAUGAUGAAAUUUGCGGAUUUAAUUGAUAAAAACAUAGAAGAAUUAGCAGCAUUGGAUUGCAUUGAUGCUGGAAAGUUGUUCAGCAGGGGUAAGGCGGUGGAUAUUCCUCUGGCUGCCGACAGUCUUCGUUACUAUGCUGGAGCAGCUGAUAAAAUUCAUGGUGAGGUGUUGAAAAUGUCAGGGCAGUUUCAGGCAUAUACUUUGCUUGAACCCAUCGGUGUUGUAGGGCAUAUUAUCCCCUGGAAUUUCCCUACUUCCAUGUUUUUCAUGAAGGCUAGCCCUGCCUUAGCCGCUGGCUGUACCAUGGUCAUCAAACCAGCUGAACAAACGCCCCUUUCUGCUCUUUUUUAUGCCCGUCUUGCCAAGCUUGCUGGUUUACCUGAUGGUGUGAUCAAUGUGGUAACUGGAUUUGGAUCCACUGCUGGUGCUGCUAUUAGCUCACAUAUGGGCAUUGAUAAAGUUAGUUUUACUGGGUCUACAGAAGUAGGACGUAAAGUGAUGCAGGCUGCAGCAGCAAGCAAUUUGAAAGCUGUUUCACUAGAAUUAGGAGGCAAAUCGCCUCUCUUGAUUUUUGAUGAUGCUGAUGUAGAUAAAGCAGCCGAUCUUGCUCUUUUGGGUGUCGUGUACAACAAGGGAGAAAUUUGUGUAUCAAGUUCACGAGUCUUCGUUCAGGAAGGAAUUUAUGAUGAAUUGGUCAAAAAAUUGGUGGAGAAGGCCAAAGCUUGGGUUGUUGGGGACCCUUUUGAUCCUAAAGUUUGUCAAGGACCACAGGUCGAUAAGAAGCAGUUCGAUAGAAUUCUUUCUUACAUUGAGCAUGGAAAAAGAGAAGGAGCCACGUUGCUAACAGGGGGUAAGCCUUGUGGCGAGAAGGGGUAUUAUAUUGAACCUACAAUUUUCACUGACGUUAAGGAGGACAUGCUAAUAGCUAAAGAAGAAAUUUUUGGUCCUGUGAUGUCAUUGAUGAAGUUCAAGACUAUUGAUGAGGCAAUCAAGUGUGCCAACAAUACUAAAUAUGGGCUAGCAGCAGGGAUUGUAACCAAGAACAUAGACGUGGCAAACACAGUCUCAAGAUCAAUUCGAGCUGGGAUUGUAUGGAUCAAUUGCUAUUUUGCUUUCGACAAUGAUUGCCCCUAUGGUGGGUGCAAGAUGAGUGGAUUUGGAAGAGAUUUGGGAUUGGAUGCUCUUCAUAAGUAUCUCCAAGUCAAGUCUGUUGUAACUCCCAUUUAUAAUUCUCCUUGGCUCUGAACAAACUUGGUUCUCAAAUGUUAAAAGACAAAUCUUAAAAGAAUAAGUCUUUGCUAAUGAGUUUGUCAGUGCCAGGGCUGUAUAUUUCUCUAAUUUAGACCGAAUAAUCCUAGCCUACAAUAAUCUCAUGCGCAUUAUAUUUUCGCAAGCA
Molecule: messenger RNA, 1852 nt
Organism: Mangifera indica (mango)
Lineage: Eukaryota; Viridiplantae; Streptophyta; Magnoliopsida; Sapindales; Anacardiaceae
Product: aldehyde dehydrogenase family 2 member C4-like
Exons: 9
Coding region: 202-1701 (499 amino acids)
Molecular function (GO): aldehyde dehydrogenase (NAD+) activity
Source: RefSeq, a predicted model, not a curated record